Molecule: messenger RNA, 555 nt
Organism: Lottia gigantea (owl limpet)
Lineage: Eukaryota; Metazoa; Mollusca; Gastropoda; Lottiidae
Exons: 2
Coding region: 1-555 (184 amino acids)
Source: RefSeq, a predicted model, not a curated record
AUGGAGAUACAGCUUGAUUUGAUUGGUAAAGGAACAGUAGCAGAAUUAGCAAUAAGACAUAGAAGAAUUUGCGAAAACAAAGAAGAAUACCAAAAGCAUAGAAAGGCAGUUAUGGAUGGUAUGGAUAGGGAAGAGCUCCUCAGAAAGAGAAAGAAUAAUGAGAAGGCUAACUCAAGGACACCAUUAGUAACAACGUAUACAAAAGACCUACCAAACCUGCACAACAUAGUAAGGAAGAAUAUGAAGGUACUUCACCAAUCGGAAAGGAUGCAAACAAUUUUUAGAGAACCACCGAUAAUUGCAUAUAGAAGAGACAGGAAUCUGGGAGAUAUAUUAGUGCAUGGUAAAUUAAACAAAGCCUGGGAUGAUAAGAGCUUAUGUGAUUCAGAGAAAUGUGAAGUGUGUAAUAAGAUACCUGCAGAAGGCAAGAUAACAUCUACAGAUGGAAAGAGAACUUUCAACGUGAGAAUCAUCAAGGAACGUGACUGGAUGAAGAGAUUACGAACGGAGCAUCCAAAUGGGUUGAAUAAGAAGUGCUCGGUUGCUUUUCUGUGA